This is a messenger RNA of Chelonus insularis, 940 nucleotides long. RefSeq lists its product as uncharacterized. NCBI's taxonomy places the organism in Eukaryota, Metazoa, Arthropoda, Insecta, Hymenoptera, Braconidae. Bases 21 to 812 code for a protein of 263 amino acids. The transcript has a single exon. The record is from RefSeq and is marked provisional.
AUGCAUUAACUUUUUUGAAUAUGCUGAAAUCUCACAACAAUUUCAGUAAUACUGGUAAUUCGAAUGAUACUGAUGAUAAUCAAAUUGUUUCUCAAGAACUUGAAAAUGUCAAUUUAAAAUCGCGGGAAAAUCUUCAUAUAUACCUGGGAACACUUCCAUAUACAAUAACAUACAGUUCCAACGACAUUGAAAAAUUAACUCAAUAUAUUAGUCAUAUAAUUAACUAUGCAUGGAAUUUUAUCGAAACCUCACAGUUUACAAGUCUUUUUGACAAUGCCUCUUCUAUAGCUAUCAACAUGGUAUCAACCAUUCUGAAGUAUAAUAAUUUUCCAGGGAUUGAUAAAUGUCCAGUUUUAGUCACGGAAAAUAAUAUUCUCCUCAGUGAACCGAUAGUUGUGAUGACGAACCAAACUAAAAUGAUGACUCUUCAUGAUAAUAAAGAUAAUGCUAGUGAAAAUCAAUUAUGCGUAAUGGUAUCUCAAAAAUUACUCAGAGAAUGUUGGAAAGUAUGUUAUAUGCCGCAAGUGAGUUUUGACGACGUUACCCGAUACGAAACGUAUCAGGAUUUUGUGAACUUUACUCAUAAGAAUAUGAACGAAAUUCCGAUGCAAAAAGAAUUACUUCAAAUUUUUGUUGUUGCUGAUCAUGCAGCGAGUCAUUGUAUGGAAGAGCUUGCUUUUCAUAAUACUGAUUACAUUAAUCACAUCAACUUUGCUGAAUCAUUCUACACAGUACAUUCGCAAUUACGUAUCAAGUGUAAAAUAAAUGCAAAAAAGUCACCAUUUAAUAUUUUUAACAAUGUCAAUCUGUAAGUUCAAAUUAAGAUUCAUGUCCACUAGAUAUUCCAGCAACAAUAACAUAUUCAGCCAUUGAUAUCUUUUUCCCCGUGUCAGGCUAAUGACGGAUAGAAAAACAUAAGUGGUACAAAUUUUUGUUUUUU